Messenger RNA from Thunnus maccoyii (southern bluefin tuna), 2525 nucleotides. RefSeq names its product chemokine-like receptor 1 (gene cmklr1). Gene Ontology annotation, molecular function: complement receptor activity; G protein-coupled receptor activity. Gene Ontology annotation, biological process: regulation of calcium-mediated signaling; complement receptor mediated signaling pathway; positive regulation of cytosolic calcium ion concentration. Gene Ontology annotation, cellular component: plasma membrane. NCBI's taxonomy places the organism in Eukaryota, Metazoa, Chordata, Actinopteri, Scombriformes, Scombridae. The coding region runs from base 91 to 1131 and encodes 346 amino acids. The record is from RefSeq and is a predicted model, not a curated record. The transcript has 2 exons.
GCUCAUUGGUCACUCAGCUCCGGAAAGCGUCAAGUCAACAGCAGUGGAAGAGCCGCACAGCAGACAUUUUAAAGAUACUUCUGUUCUUUAAUGGAAAUGGACGGAUAUGAAUAUGUCUUGGACUACAACUACACUGACGAAGGCAAUUUCACUCCUCACGAGGAGUCAGUUUUUCAGCACAAAUCAACGUGUUCAAAGGAAGUCCUGUGUGUGUCUUUGCUGGUGGUCAGUAUAAUCAUUUUUCUGCUGGGUUUUUUCGGGAAUGCUUUGGUCAUCUGGAUCACUGGCUUUAAGAUGAAGAAGACGGUCAACACUACCUGGUACCUGAGCCUCGCAAUCUCUGACUUUGUCUUCUGCGUCUUUCUCCCGUUCAACAUCACCCACACGGCGAUGGAUGAGUGGAUCUUUGGACGCUUCAUGUGCAAGUUCACCCCCUUGGCUAUGUUCGUCAACAUGUUCAGCAGUAUCUUCCUCUUGGUCGUCAUCAGUGUUGACCGCUGUAUGUUGGUCAAGUUUCCAGUCUGGUCCCAGAAUCACCGCACUGUAAGGAAGGCAUCUGUUGUUGUUAUAAUAGCCUGGGUUGUCGCUAUCGCACUGAGCAUUCCCUCUACAAUCUUUCGAGAUGUUCACACUUAUCUGGGCAAGACCUCUUGCUACAACAACUAUACAUCAAACCCGCAAAGUCACAGAAUUAUUGCAUUUAGCCGUUUCCUAGCAGGGUUUGUUGUCCCUUUCAUCAUCAUCAUUAUCUGCUACUCUGUCAUCAUCCUCAAACUUCGCACCAACAGGAUGGCCAAAUCCACCAAGCCCCUCAAAGUCAUGACUGCCCUUGUUGCUGCUUUUUUCAUCUGCUGGCUGCCCUACCACCUGUUCAUCCUACUUGAGCUAAACCAUCAAAACUACGACCACAACAUUUUAAUAGUCGGACUACAAGUUGGCACAGCUAUGGCCGCAGCAAACAGCUUCCUCAACCCAGUGUUGUAUGUUUUCAUGGGCAACGACUUCAAGCGGAAGUUCAAGAGUUCUGUGCUCGCAAAGAUGGAAAAUGCGAUGGGAGAGGAAGGCCGCACCACAAGCCGAUACCUGUCCAGGUCCAGCUCCAUGGACGGCAGAGCAUCAACGCAUAUCUAGAGGUCUCAGAUUUGUUUGCUCAUUUGCCAAUAAAAUACUGUUUUCAAACAUGCAGUUAAUUACCAAAAGAUAUGAAAUAUGUUUUUUUUAGUAAUUAAAAAAACACUCAUGGAUUAAAUUUGUAGAGAUUCACUGUACAAAUGAACAUUUUUGUCCUGUUUUUCCACAAGAGCAGAGAAAACUACUGCAGUUUAACCUCACAAGCACAUCGUGUAGUUGAUGAAUUAUCUGUUUCUGUGUGUUAUAGAAAUCUGAAAAAUGUGAACUUGGCUCAUGUUGUAUUUCAGGAUGGGUGACAUCAGUCUCACUCAGCAGAAGGAAUAGUAACUGUGGAAAGUUUCUAAUUUUAGCUGCAGCACAAAUCUUUUGUUGUAAAUACAAGGAAUGUAAAAUAUGGAGUAUAUUUUCUGAUAAUAAAUGCAUAAAAAAUUAUUAUCAUUAUAUUUAGCAAUGUCUUUCUGUAGUAAAAUUACACUCUAAGGGUUUGUCUCACUCAAAAUAAUUUGCGAAUGUUCAUGAUCACAAAUGGAAGCAGUGUCAUGUUUCACAAAUAUUAGUCACUCGCAAAUUGCAGAUAAACUGUGAGUCCUGCAGGGCUCACGCAUGUUCAGUUAUGGGUUACAAGUAUGCAGAUCAUUUUGAUUAGUCAAACAUGUCAAAGUUCAUUGCUGUUGAUGCAAAUUUGGCAAAAUGGGCUCCAGGCUUUUGGCAGUGAGUUUAUGCAUUGUUGUUUUCAUUUGUUUAGCAUUUGAAAUCACUCAGAAACUUGAGUGAGGUUUCCUUGAACACUGAAACAAAAUGAUAAACACAAGGCCAUGCAAAUUAAAAACACACGCUGACGGAAAAAGAAUUGAGUUCUGGUAUUUCCUUUUCAUGCAGAUAAAACCUCAACUGGCCUUGCACUCAAAAAGAGUUGUUCUGUGGUUUUAUUUACUGACACAACAGCAUGCAACAAUUUUUGUGUUGCAGCAUCUAUGUACAUUGUAUUAAACUGAUCCAAAUACAAUAUGCAAAUGGGCAGAGGUCCGUUUUUGAGAUGUGUGCUGUGAUAGUUUUCAUAAGAAGAAAAGCUGCUGUUUAAUGAUUAAAAAUAGGAAAUUAACAUCUAAAAGAAUUAGAGAAGUACAUAUAUAGUCAGUUUCCUCCACUGAUCUGUAUACUGUAAUUGGUUUUGGACACAAGUUUAUUGUGUGAGGUGAAUGUCUCUUAACAACUCAGUGCAAUAAUCACAAUGCUGUAUAAAUACAACACACCCAGCUUGUUGAAUGGACUUGUGUUUUUGUCAUUUCAUGUAUGAAAGCUGUACAAUGAGUGUGUUACGUGCAAUAGAUGUUUAAAUGUGUUUUCUCUCUCAGUCUCUGUUUUCUGAAAUAAAGAUGCAAUUAAUACAAUCA